AUGUUGGCGUACGGUACCUGUCCAGAUGCGGUGGAUGAGUAUCUGCGCAUUGGCGAAACUACCUCCAGAUUGGCUUUGCAACAUUUUUGUCAAGGGGUUAUUACACAUUUUGAAGCUGAAUAUCUCAGAAGUCCCACCGACGAAGAUUUAAGGAGAAUCUUGCAUCAAAAUGAAAUGCGAUGUUUUCCCGGUAUGAUAGGUAGCAUUGACUGCAUGCAUUGGGAGUGGAAGAAUUGUCCUAUGGCUUGGAAAGCGCAAUACGCAGGCCGUAAUAAAAAUGCAACCCUCAUUCUGGAGGUCGUUGCAGAUCAAGAUUUAUGGAUUUGGCAUGCAUUCUUUGGAAUCCCGGGACCUUGUAAUGAUCUUAAUGUCCUUUACCGAUCUCCGGUCUUUGAUGAUGUUCUUCAUGGUCGGGCACCUCCAAUUCAUUUCACCGUGAACGACCAUGAAUACAAGUUGGGCUAUUACUUAGCAGAUGGCAUUUAUCCAAAAUGGGCUACUUUUCUUCAAGGUAUAACACUUCCACAACUUCAAAAGGAUAAAUUAUUUGCUGAUAAACAAGCUGCAGCUCAGAAGGACGUUGAACGGGCCUUUGGGGUUUUACAGGCUAGGUUUGCCAUUCUACGACAACCCUCCCUUGCGUUUAACGAAGACAUAUUGUGUGACAUAAUGAAAGCUUGUAUCAUUAUGCACAACAUGAUUGUCGAAGAUGAACGACACAACUAUGCUCGGGCCAAAGUCUUAAGAAGGUACUAUGAACAAGAUCGCCCGCAAAUUACAAGACCCACUACAAGUGCUACACUUAACAACAACGAGCCUUUUGAAUUCAAUGUUAGCCGACCGCCAAACGUUGAUUUCGACACGUACGUCCAUAGAAGAAUGUCACUACGUGAUAGAGACACUCAUGUUCAAUUAAAAGCGGAUUUAGUGGAACACAUUUGGCAAAAAUAUGGUUCUAUUAAUGAGUAA
Molecule: messenger RNA, 969 nt
Organism: Chenopodium quinoa (quinoa)
Lineage: Eukaryota; Viridiplantae; Streptophyta; Magnoliopsida; Caryophyllales; Amaranthaceae
Exons: 1
Coding region: 1-969 (322 amino acids)
Source: RefSeq, a predicted model, not a curated record